CAGCCUACAGGCGAACAGACAGACGGAAACUGUUAUGUUUAUUAGUCGCUGCAUCCGGCUCAUCUGAGCUCUGCUGUGGUUUUCAUUUACUCUGGAGUCUUCCCUGCUAUAAACUAUCUUUCUUUUUUCCACCCCCUCUUUUUAUUAACUCACAGAUCUCUCAGAGCUCAGGAGGACUUCAUUGUGACAGGAUGUGUGGAGGUCUGGGGUCUGGGGUCCCUGUUAGCCUGAUGAUCCAGGAUCUGUGAUGAGUUAUUCUGUUCCUCUAACGGUUGCCUGAUCUGAGACUUCACUUUAAACAUGACGAGUGAGAGAAACGGAACCCACGAGGGGGAGACCAGCCCCACAUCAGAGACCAACGAGCACGACUAUGCCCACUCUGCAGCGAGGACCUCCACGGACCCGGACCUGAGCUCCUCCUCCGGGGCACCGGGACCGGACACCCCGGCCUCACACGCCCAGGGAGGCUUCACUGCCCCAGCAGAGCCAGAGCCGACCCUGCCUGUGGAGCUCCCGGAGCCCGCUGUGGGUGCGGAGGUGGACUGUCCCGGUGGACCUGAUCUGGAGGAAUCCUCUCAGCUACAGACUGCAGGUGACCCCCAGAAGACAGGAGCCUUUCUGGACCCUGCAGACCCCCUCUGCCGCCCUCAGGGGAGCCGCCGUAGGAGCUCAUCCCGGCGGCCGGAGGACCGACACUGCAGCAGCUGUCAGCGGGAGUUCGAGCGGCAGGGCCGGAGCUUCAACCGGAGGGCGGUCUACACCUUCACUACCCCGGACACUGUGACCUGGGUCUUCCCGGAGACCACCGUCAACGAGAAGUCCUUCCUGUGCGAGGCCUGCGCGCAGCUGAUCCGGACCAAGUGCAAACGCAAGCAGAACACGAAGCGGUCCAUAUGGCUGAAACCUCCACAACAGUCCAAACUGAAAGACAAGAAGAGCACAGAACGCAGGAUGGGGAAGAAGAGCAAGGCUGCACUGCUGGUGAGCAAGUCCUGCUACAGGGCCGCUCUAAAAACCCUGUGGUCUGCUAAAGGAGCGCGCAAGCCCAUGAUGGAGUUCUGGAGGAAGCAGCUGAAGGAGGAGAUGAAGACGCUGACGCGGCAGACCGACAGUCCUUUCCAGGAGAAGGUUACAAGCAAGAAGCCACUGUCGUCCUUCCCCUGGAGGCGCUGUCUGGACUGGACUCAGGAGAAGGCCCCGCUCGUCUUCACCUGCCUCACCUCGCUGUUCCCCGACAUCAACGCCCUCUCCAAGAGCGGACAUCAGCUGUCGGAGGAGCAGGCUCAGACGCUGCUGGAGCGUCGGGCCAUGGUGGCGCUCUCCAUCCCGCUCUUCACCAGGAACGUCUGGAAGAACAACUUCCUGCAGGCGUCUCUGGGGGCCGAGCUCCGCCAGCAAGGCUGCACCGGCUCCACCCUGGACGCCCUCAACACCAUGGGGCUGUGUCAGAACAAAGACACAGUCAGGCUGCUGCUGCACCGGCUCCGAGACAAGAAGACGCCCCAGAACGGACGACAGAGGAGGAUGAAACAAAUGCAGAUGAAAGGAGAACACAUGGCAGACGUGGAGGAAGAUGAUAUUGAGGAGGAUGAAGAGGAAGAGGAGGAAGAGGAAGAAGAUGAAGAUGAAGAGGAAGAAGAGGAGGUGGUGGAGGAGGAAGAAGAAGAAGAAGAAGAAGAGGAGGAGGAAAUUGAGAUGGCGGUGGAGGAAGAAGUGGAGGAGGCAGAAGUGCAGGGGGAAGUGCCGAUGGCCGAGGAGGAAGAUCAGGUGGCAGAGGAGAAGAAGAGGAGGAGGAAGAAGGCGAAGAAGCAGAAGAAGGAGAAGAGGAAGGAGAGAGCGAAACGAAAGGUGGAGGAGAGAGAGGAUGAGCACCAGGAGGAGGAGGAGGACGAUGAAGGGUCGGAGCAGAAGAAGAGGAAGGUGGUGGUGGUGAGGCUCGGGCUGCUGAAGGGACACUCCGAGGUGGGACGCUCGGACCUGUCGGCUCCUUAAGACUCUGUAAGCCCCGCCUCCAAUCAGAACAAGGGACAGAGGCUCCUCCCUCUUUUUUCUGGAAGAGGACGCCGAAAGGCAUUCUGGGAGUUGGAGAAGAUCAGUAUCUGUGGAGAGAACUAAUAAGAGCUUUACUUUCAUAUUUCUUUAUUGUUAUGUUUAAAAGACGAGCUGCGUGAGAUCAUUUAAAACCAGAGAGACAAAAACUCUGAAGAAUACAACAGAUUACUCACCACCGGAUUAUCUGCAGCAUACGACAAGUUAGUGGAUCAGGAUCGCUACCUUUUGUUCCAACACAGAUGCAGGAUGUUUGCUCCCCCUGACUUCAUCUUUUAAAGGAUUUCUUUCCCACACACCUCAGAGUUUGUCAAAAUGUUCCUAUGAGUUUUUUUGGAGGUACUUAAUUUGGAUCUGACUCUUGGGAGGUAUGGAGAAGCACUUAAAUCAACUGAGGUUAAAUCAAAGGUAUCGCUCUCGAAGAUUGAGCAGCAACUCUGGAUUAUUAUAUCCAAAUAUCUGCGAAUCAUUUCCUCUAAUUUAUUCCAGCCAAUAAUUGAAGUAUUUUUAAGAAGCUCUGCCCUUGAAUAUUUCCAGAUCUGCUUCCUCACAUGUCUCUCACAGCAUCAAGUCUCUCCUUCAGAAGAGGGGGAGUCUCAGCAGGCAGGAUGUGACAUCAGAAGCACACCAUGUUGUGAGGAGCAACAGACGUCUACGCUGUGAUGACAGUUUUUGCAUAAAAUACAUCAACAUCUCAUAAAAUGAUUCUCCUUUUUUAGCCUGAUACGCGUCGCUCUUUUGGGUUUACACCUGCUGCUGUAUAGAAAUGUCAUCAUCACGUAUAGAAAUGUCAUCAUCACGCCUGAUCCUGAGGAGUGUGUCUAACCUUAGCUCACCCUGAAGUCUUGCAGAAAUUAUCUGUUUGCGUUCACACGUGCAGCCCCUCCUCAAUAUUUAGUUUUAGUCCUGCAGUUUUCAGAAGUGUUUGUAAAAGAGUCAUCAUUCAUCUUGCUAACAAUCCAUCACCCAAAGAUCCUCUAUUUUCUAUCAAGAACUACAAAGUGUCUUAGCAUCAUGAAGUCUGAAUCAAACAGGGUUGAAAGUUUAGCACAAAAUGACCAAACGGCUCAGGCACUUAUUCAAAUAGAUCCCCGUUUUCUUUCAGUUGUCAACUCUUUUUUUAAAGACUACAGCUUCUCCUUUCAGAAUCUGGAAGUUCACACAUGCAGACGGAGUUUAAAGCACCACAACCGUUACAUCCGAGUUCAACAGACUAACACAGGCGUCCAUCGAGGUUUACUUUCAAGUCUUUAAAUCAGAGCUUUCUGCAGAAGCCAUGAAGCCAUUUACUCAACUCAAAAACACGUGACGUGAACAGUCAGAGAUUUUAAAUACAAAGAUUUAAGUCUGAUUCUCUUGGACUCAAAGCCCUCAAAGGUCUGAUCUGCAGCUCAAGAUUUGUGAUGCUCUAUUUUAUUGUCCCUAAUAUUUUGUGUCCGGUGGAGAAAGUUGUGUUAUUAAAAAUUUAAGUUAAAGCCCAGCAGGUAGUCGAGUCAGACGUGACUCCAGACAUCCUGAUCCUUCAUGGUGACGUUGGCUGAAUAAUCCCUCCCUCUGUAAAAACCCGGUUGAGCUUCGAGGUCAGAUAAUCUAGGAGAGGCUGUUAGUGUAGUUUCUUUUCUAACAAAGGUUUCUUCUUUGACUUUUCGAAAGCUACAUCAGAGAAAUGUUUAUAUUUGUAUGUUUGUGUCAAGGCGGACUGACUGAGGGGAUUUUGGACCAUCGAUCUCGGACUCGACGCUCUGCAAUAUUGAUGCACAUCAUGUGGUCUCUGCUGGUUCCUGUAAAAGUUUGCCAAAUAAAAAUGCUGAAAGCUUCA
Molecule: messenger RNA, 3868 nt
Organism: Notolabrus celidotus (New Zealand spotty)
Lineage: Eukaryota; Metazoa; Chordata; Actinopteri; Labriformes; Labridae
Product: DNA ligase 1-like
Exons: 5
Coding region: 301-1992 (563 amino acids)
Source: RefSeq, a predicted model, not a curated record